AUGGACGAUUUAUAUGAUGAGUUCGGUAAUUACAUCGGGGAGGCUGCAGAAUCGGAUGAAGAGCCUCACCAUGAGCCCAAGGCCCAAGCCUUUGACUAUGAAGAGGCAUUUGGGGAGGAUGAAGAUGAAGAAGUCAAUCACCAGGAGCUGAUGGAGGUGGAUGGUGCGCUCUUCUCGGGCUUUCCCUAUGCGCAUUGGGUUUCGUGUAUUGUAUUGCUAACACUUGGUACAGAAGGUCCUUCUAACGCCGUUAUCCUCCACGAAGACAAGCAGUAUUACCCUAGCGCACAACAAGUAUACGGUUCUGAGGUCGAAACACUCGUACAGGAGGAGGAUGCCCAGCCUCUCUCCGAGCCCAUCAUUGCCCCUGUCACGCAAAAGAAAUUCUCCAUUGAAGAGACGGAGUUGCCACCAGUCUUCUUUUCGCGUGAGUUCAUGACGGAUUUGCUUAGCUUUCCAGAUCAAAUCAGAAACGUUGCGCUCGUUGGCCAUUUACACCAUGGAAAAACCGCGUUUAUGGAUAUGCUCGUCAUGCAGACACACGACUUGGCUGAACGCCUUGAGAAGAAAACAGGAAGGAAGAAGGAAGAACAGCUUCGGUAUACCGACAUUCACUACUUAGAAAGGCAGCGGGGCCUCUCGAUCAAGUCCGCGCCAAUGAGUUUGGUUCUUCAAAACACCAAGGGAAAAUCUCACCUGCUUAAUAUUAUUGACACUCCGGGACAUGUGAAUUUCGUGGACGAAGUAGCGGCCUCGUCUCGCUUGGUCGACGGCGUCGUCCUUGUUGUCGAUGUGGUAGAAGGUGUGCAGGCCAAUACAGAGCAAAUCAUCAAGCACGCAGUCCUGGAGGACCUACCGCUAACACUCGUCGUGAGCAAAAUGGAUAGAUUAAUCCUUGAGCUAAAAAUCCCCCCAAAUGACGCUUAUUUCAAACUGAAACAUGUCAUCGAAGAGGUCAACACAGUGAUUGAAAAUGUUUUGCCAGGGCAGGGCGAAAAACGACGACUGAGCCCCGAAAAGGGCAAUGUUGCUUUUGCUUGUGCAUCCAUGGGCUGGUGCUUCACGCUGCAGUCUUUUGCAAAGAUGUACGCGAAUACGUAUCCCAAGAUUGAAACCUCAGAUUUUGCUCUACGCCUUUGGGGCGAUAUUUUCUUUAACCCCAAGAGUCGAAAGUUUACACGCAAGGGAGUAGAAGAGAACUCCAAGCGAUCAUUUGUUAAAUUUGUCCUGGAGCCCAUUUACAAGCUUUAUUCACACACUAUCAGUGAGAGUCCAGAAGACUUGAAGGAGACGCUCGCUAGCGUUGGUAUCAGCUUGAAACCAUCUCAACUGAAAUCAGAUGCCAAGGUCCUACUCAGUCUAGUCUGCGAACAGUUCUUUGGGCCUGCAACCGGAUUUAUGGACAUGGUCUUGCAACAUAUCCCCUCCCCGGCCGAGGGUGCGAAGAGGACUCUGGAACGAUACUAUACUGGCCCGCUUGACACCAAGGUCGCAAAUUCAAUGUCGACGUGCGAUGCAGAUGGUCCCCUUGUUGUCCAUGUUACUAAGCUCCUUACAAGCACUGAUGCCUCGGGGUUCCACGCUCUUGGAAGGAUCAUGAGUGGAACCGCCCGCCCGGGCUCGCAAGUCCGGGUACUAGGUGAAGGCUAUACACCUGAUGAUGAGGAAGAUAUGGUAAAUGCCACUAUUUCCGACACAUGGAUCCCGGAGACGCGGUAUAAUAUCCCAACCAGUGGUGUUCCUGCUGGUAACUUGGUUCUUCUCGGAGGUGUGGACAACUCCAUCGUAAAGACCGCCACUCUUGUCUCUCAGCGGUUCGAAGAUGAAGAGGAAGCCUACAUCUUCAAGCCAAUUCGGCAUAUAACUGAAUCCGUCUUCAAGGUCGCUGUUGAACCUGUCAACCCAUCUGAGCUCCCCAAAAUGCUUGACGGUCUCCGACGAGUCAACAAGAGUUAUCCUCUGAUUUCGACAAAAGUCGAAGAGUCCGGUGAACACAUUGUCCUGGGAACAGGGGAGCUUUAUAUGGACUGUGUACUUCACGACCUUCGAAGGCUCUACUCCGAGAUGGAAAUCAAGGUCUCCGAUCCAGUUACCCGCUUCUGCGAAACUGUUGUUGAGACUUCAGCUAUCAUGUGCUAUUCUAUCACACCGAACAAGUUGAAUAAGAUCACAAUGAUUGCUGAGCCUUUGGACGAUGGAAUCGCCGAAGAUAUUGAGAGUGGCAGAGUGAGCAUCAAAGACCCGAUUCGCAAGGUGGCCCGCUUUUUCGAGGAAAAGUAUGAUUGGGAUAAACUUGCGGCGCGAAGCAUAUGGGCGUUCGGGCCCGAUGACAUGGGACCGAAUAUCUUGCAGGAUGACACCCUACCGUCCCAAAUCGACAAAAAGCUACUUGGAAGUGUCAGAGAUUCUAUUACACAGGGCUUCAGCUGGGGUACCCGAGAAGGUCCCUUGUGUGAAGAACCUAUUCGCAACACUAAAUUUAAGCUCACGGAUGUUUCCUUGGCUGACCAAGCAAUCUACAGGGGAGGUGGCCAAAUUAUCCCCACGGCCCGACGCGCCGUCUACUCGUCGUUCCUCAUGGCAUCUCCACGCCUCAUGGAGCCUAUUUAUUCCUGUUCGAUGACGGGACCUCCAGAUGCUGUUGCAUCCGUAUACACCGUCCUGUCCAGAAGGAGAGGCCAUGUGCUCUCUGACGGGCCAAUCGCGGGAACACCGCUUUACUCGGUCCGCGGUUUGAUUCCAGUCAUCGACUCGUUUGGCUUUGAAACAGAUCUUCGUAUUCACACGCAGGGACAGGCAUCUGUCAGUCUUGUGUUUGACAAGUGGAGUGUUGUCCCUGGGGAUCCAUUAGAUCGCGAGGUGAAGACAAAACCAUUAGAGAUGGCGAAUGCAAUGGCAACCGCUCGCGAUUUCGUGUUGAAAACAAGGAGACGCAAGGGCUUGGCGGAAGAUGUAACUGUAAGCAAAUUCUUGGAACCAGAGCUUUGGAAGGGCUUGAAGGAGAGUGGCGUUUUAGAUUCGUGACCUCCCCCCCCCCCCCCCAAC
This is a messenger RNA of Aspergillus ochraceoroseus IBT 24754, 3045 nucleotides long. RefSeq names its product 116 kDa U5 small nuclear ribonucleoprotein component. Gene Ontology annotation, molecular function: translation elongation factor activity; GTPase activity; GTP binding. The transcript has 3 exons. Gene Ontology annotation, biological process: mRNA splicing, via spliceosome. Gene Ontology annotation, cellular component: U4/U6 x U5 tri-snRNP complex; cytosol; U2-type catalytic step 2 spliceosome. NCBI's taxonomy places the organism in Eukaryota, Fungi, Ascomycota, Eurotiomycetes, Eurotiales, Aspergillaceae. Bases 1 to 3024 code for a protein of 1007 amino acids. The record is from RefSeq and is a predicted model, not a curated record.